AUGCCAAUCACAAUCCACAAGCCACAACCCGCGGCGCCGCCAAGGCUGCCUACAGCUGCGCAAGACUCAGAUUCGGAGUCUGAUGGCGGCGCCGAUGUUCAGGGCGACAUUCGCAUGCGUGCGUCGAAGCGUGGCCAGCCAGACCAUGCCGACCUCAUCGAUGAGAUUCUCACCCCCGGCACGGUCAUCACCGACAAUGCGCAAUGGAUGCGUGGUCACGGAACAUAUAUCCCUGCAGAGACGACGAACAUCACAUCCUCCUUGGCUGGCACACUAACCAAAACCAACAAACUGCUCUCAGUCCGCCCUCUCAGAGCUCGAUAUACCCCCGAGAUUGGUGACCUUGUCGUCGGUCGCAUCGUCGAGGUGCAGGCUAAGCGCUGGCGUGUCGAUGUUGCCGCCUCUCAACUCGCCAUCCUUCAGAUCUCGGCCAUCAACCUGCCAGGCGGCAUCCUGCGCAAGAGGACAGAGACGGACGAGCUGCAGAUCCGGAGUUUCUUCUCAGAAGGCGACUUGGUGGUCGCAGAGGUGCAGCAGCUCCACCAGGACGGCGCAGCCAGCCUGCACACGCGCAGCUUGAAGUACGGCAAGCUGAGGAACGGUGUGUUUGUCGCCGUCAGCGGCACGGGUGGCGGGGGCGGUGUGGUCCGAUCCAAGAGGCAGCUGUGGACGUUGGAGACGGCCAACGCCGGUGGCAUGGUUGACGUGCUCCUCGGCGUGAAUGGCUACAUCUGGAUCAGCAAGCACAUUGAGGUGGACUUUGCGGCUGACGCGGCGGGGAUCAACAAGAUGGAGGAGAGCGUCAGCAGCAAGGUGUACUCGAGCCAGAACGAUAGCAUCGACGUGGCCACGAUGAGGGAGAUUGCGCGCAUCAGGAGCGUGAUUCUGGCGCUGGUGGACAGUGGGCUACGGGUGGACGAAGACAUGGUGACAAGGGGCUACCAGGAGGCUGUCGAUAUGGGGAGGGAGUCUGCCGAGGAUGACUUAUAUCUAGGUGGCGAGGCUGGGCAACGGCUGGCCGCCCUGCUCACGAGCAGCUAA
This is a messenger RNA of Emericellopsis cladophorae, 1041 nucleotides long. RefSeq lists its product as uncharacterized. The transcript has 2 exons. Gene Ontology annotation, molecular function: RNA binding. Gene Ontology annotation, cellular component: cytoplasmic exosome (RNase complex); nuclear exosome (RNase complex). The record is from RefSeq and is a predicted model, not a curated record. NCBI's taxonomy places the organism in Eukaryota, Fungi, Ascomycota, Sordariomycetes, Hypocreales, Bionectriaceae. Gene Ontology annotation, biological process: U4 snRNA 3'-end processing; TRAMP-dependent tRNA surveillance pathway; nuclear polyadenylation-dependent rRNA catabolic process. Bases 1 to 1041 code for a protein of 346 amino acids.